Molecule: messenger RNA, 823 nt
Organism: Radiomyces spectabilis
Lineage: Eukaryota; Fungi; Mucoromycota; Mucoromycetes; Mucorales; Radiomycetaceae
Product: aldehyde dehydrogenase domain-containing protein
Exons: 1
Coding region: 385-711 (108 amino acids)
Molecular function (GO): aldehyde dehydrogenase (NAD+) activity
Source: RefSeq, a predicted model, not a curated record
UAGAGUCUCUCUAUUCUGUUUUAACACCAUGUCACAAUCCGACGUUCAAACCGUCCGCUUGUCCAAUGGCAAGACCAUGCAAGGUAAUUACAGCAGCCCAGACGCAAGGGAUUACUGGAAUCGGAUCCAAAUCAAGUCAAUAUUCACGCAAAAUUCUCUAUAGCCCACACCUAUCUUUUCAUCAACAAUGAAUUUGUCCCUGGUCACGGUCCUCUUAUUGAAACCAUCAACCCUGCGACCGAGGAAGUCAUCUGUUCCGUUCACUCGGCCGAUGAGAAUGAUGUGAAUGCUGCUGUGAAAGCCGCGGCCGACUGUUACCAGAACGUGUGGAAGAAGGUGUCGCCUGCUGAUCGUGGACGUUUGAUCAACCGACUUGCCGAUUUGAUGGAACGCGAUAAGGACGAGCUCGCUGCUUUGGAUGCCUUAGAUAACGGUAAAGCAUUCACAGUGGCUCGGGAUGUCGAUAUCACCGAUUCCAUUGCUUGUUACCGCUACUUUGCCGGCUGGGCCGAUAAAGUUCACGGCAAGACCAUCGACACCACUCACGAUAAAUGGUGCUACACUCGUCACGAAGCUCUCGGUGUGGUCGGUGCUAUCAUUCCAUGGAACUAUCCUACCAUGAUGGCCGCUUGGAAGUUUGCUCCUGCGUUGGCAACCGGUAACUGCAGUAAGUACAUCAAACAACCAAAGUUGUCCUCUUGGAUUGGUUGAACCGCAUGGCUGAUGACGUAUUUUGCUGUUCCUUAGUUGUCAUGAAGACUUCCGAAGUCACACCUUUGCCUGCUUACAAGUUUGCUGCACUUGUCAAGGAAGCUGGUUUUCC